This is a messenger RNA of Chelmon rostratus (copperband butterflyfish), 1994 nucleotides long. RefSeq names its product E3 ubiquitin-protein ligase TRIM50-like. Gene Ontology annotation, molecular function: protein binding; zinc ion binding. NCBI's taxonomy places the organism in Eukaryota, Metazoa, Chordata, Actinopteri, Chaetodontiformes, Chaetodontidae. The record is from RefSeq and is a predicted model, not a curated record. The coding region runs from base 219 to 1652 and encodes 477 amino acids. The transcript is spliced from 9 exons.
AGAAACACAAGCUAACAGCAGUGAAGUCAGACUCAUUUUCACUCUGACAGUUUAACUGACGUGUUGUUUGUUUUGGUGCUGAAGUUGUUUUUUCAUCGUUUUUUUCUCUUUUUGGAGGAUUUUUGCAUUUGGGAUUUUACUGGUCGCAGUGGCCCUGGUCCUGGUGGUGCCGGUCCCCGUUGUGCUGCUCCUGGUGUUGCUGGGGGUUCUGGUCUGGCAUGGAGCGCCGUCAGAGUCUGGAGGACCAGCUCAGGUGUCCCGUCUGUCUGGAUGUCUUCACUGAACCACUGAUGUUACAAUGUGGACACUCCUACUGCAAGUGUUGUGUGCGCUCCAUGACAAUGGACCUGCUGGGUCAGCUGCAGUGUCCUGUGUGUCGCUGUGCUGUAGACGGAGACAGUCCUCCUCCCAACGUCAGUUUAGCUCGAAUCAUUGAGGCUCUGCAGGAAGUGAGUGUGUCAGGUGGAGCUCAGCCAGAGUCGUGUCCUCAGCAUCACAACCCGCUCAGCCUUUACUGCGAGGAUGAACGAAUGGUGAUCUGUGGUCUCUGUGGAAGCAUCGGUGCUCACCGUGGACACAAAAUCACACCUGUGAGCUCCGUCUACAGUCACAUGAAGGAGGACAUUUCCUGUCUGAUGACAGAGUUGCAGCAUCAAAAACGUAAACUGGAGGAUCAGAUCUGUAAAAUGGCACACAACAAAUCCAGGAUCACUAAUGAGUCUGACGUCCUGAAGUGGGUGGUGAGGAAGGAGUUUGGUGAACUGCGGCGCUGCCUGGAGGUGGAGGAGGUGGGGUUCAUGCAGCAGGUGGAGACAUCAGCGGCUGUCCUCAUCUCGUCCCUCCAAGACCAGACAGACAAGUUAAACCAGAACCUAAACCGGCUGCAGGAGGCCCAUAACACCCUGCAGGGCCUGAGCAAUGAGGGACAUCUGGGCUUCAUCAUGAAAUAUGGAUCAAUUGCUCCGAGGUUCAGGGAGAUUCAGGAGCUCCAGCAGAGGCAGGAGAAAAUCUUCAGCUCUCUGACCUUCAAACCAGGUUUCAACCACAACGACAUUAAACUGACGGUGUGGAAACGAUUACAGCGAAAAGUCCUGCCAGCACCAGAGCUGUUGAAACUGGAUCCUCAAACUGCUCACCCGAUGUUGGAGCUCCAUCGUGGGGACACAGUAGUGGCCUGGGGGGCUGUGCUGCGGAGGCUUCCGGAUAAUCCAGAGAGGUUCAGUUACAGCUACUGUGUCCUGGCCAACCGGGGCUUUUCCUCCGGCAAACACUACUGGGAGGUGGAGGUGGGCAACAAACCUAAAUGGCGUCUGGGAUUGAUCAAAGGAACAACCAAUCGGAAGACCAAACUGGUGAAGAAUCCAGAGAGUGGAGUGUGGUUGAUUGGACUGAAGGACGGGGUUUAUGAAGCCUUCACUUCACCCAGGGUGGUCCUGCCAGUGUUGUGUCCCCCCCGCCGGGUGGGGCUCUUCCUGGACUAUGAGGGCAGAGGUCUAACCUUUUAUAACAUUGACAGUCCUGACGAGCUGGGCUUCAUCUACAGCUUCAGGCUCGGGGUGCAGGGAAAAGUUUACCCCCUGCUGGAUGUCUGCUGGCAUGACCGAGGAGACAACAAACACCCCCUGGUCCUUCCCCAGCCUCACACAGAGUGAGCCCUCCUUUAUGAAACAGGUUUAUCAUGUUCUCUGACUCUUCAGUCAUUCUUUACUCUGUGAUCUAAAGCUCAGACAACCGUCUCAUGACGGGAAGGUUGUUGCUUAAAUUCCCCACAGCAGGGUGAAUCUAGCUGGUUUAAAUAGUGGAGGCUAUAGUAGUAUAUACUAGUACAGUAGUAUAUACUAGUAUUGUAGUAUAUGCUAGUAUAGUAGUAAACGACCAUCAACAGAUUCAACAGUUUGUUUUGUUUUAAUUAAGAAGGCUUGUCUGCUGCUCAGGAAAUAAACUUAACUUAAAUCAUCAUCAUGAUGUUGUGUUAGGGUUAGAGUGGAUUUCCU